Messenger RNA from Anopheles nili, 810 nucleotides. RefSeq names its product ribose-5-phosphate isomerase (gene Rpi). Lineage: Eukaryota; Metazoa; Arthropoda; Insecta; Diptera; Culicidae. The transcript has 3 exons. The record is from RefSeq and is a predicted model, not a curated record. The coding region runs from base 1 to 810 and encodes 269 amino acids. Gene Ontology annotation, molecular function: ribose-5-phosphate isomerase activity. Gene Ontology annotation, cellular component: intracellular membrane-bounded organelle. Gene Ontology annotation, biological process: pentose-phosphate shunt, non-oxidative branch; D-ribose metabolic process.
AUGUCGGAGCUGAAAACAGGUUCGACACCACUUACAAAAGUGCAGCGUUUACAAAACUGCUUAAACAGAGUGGAAAGUGUUGCGUACUCUUCUCGAACCGGAAUGUCACUGGAAGAUGCUAAACGUUGUGCGGCAUAUAAAGCGGUUGAUGAGUACGUUAAGGAUAACAGCGUCAUCGGUGUAGGUUCGGGAUCAACUGUUGUCUACGCGGUGCAUCGUUUGGCAGAGCGAGUAAAAAAGGAGAAUUUGAAGCUGGUUUGUGUACCAACUAGUUUCCAGGCCCGGCAGCUCAUCGUGGAGCACGGGUUGGUACUCGGUGACCUGGAGUGUAAUCCUCGGCUGGAUUGUGCUAUUGAUGGAGCUGAUGAAGUGGAUUCAAAAAUGGUUUUGAUAAAGGGUGGAGGAGGGUGCUUGUUACAGGAAAAGAUUGUGGCAUCCUGUGCCGACCGAUUGGUGGUUAUUGCUGAUUACACGAAAGAUUCUACUAAGCUUGGCCAGCAGUACCGUAAGGGCAUUCCAAUCGAGGUUGUUCCGAUGGCUUACGUACCUAUACGGAACAGAAUUAUGACCCAAUUCGGUGGCAGCCUGAAGUUGAGAAUGGCUGUGGCGAAAGCUGGCCCGGUCGUCACAGACAACGCUAAUUUUAUCUUGGAUUGGAAUUUUGAUUCAGAUAAAGAGCAUGACUGGGAUGCGGUAAACCGUGAGAUUAUGAUGAUGCCUGGAGUUGUAGACACCGGCCUAUUUGUCGGUAUGGCUACGAAGGCUUAUUUUGGACAAAGCGAUGGCACUGUUACAGAACGGAGUGCAUAA